Cimex lectularius (bed bug) is the source of this 923-nucleotide messenger RNA. RefSeq names its product elongin-C (gene EloC). NCBI's taxonomy places the organism in Eukaryota, Metazoa, Arthropoda, Insecta, Hemiptera, Cimicidae. Gene Ontology annotation, biological process: ubiquitin-dependent protein catabolic process. The transcript is spliced from 6 exons. Bases 220 to 828 code for a protein of 202 amino acids. Gene Ontology annotation, cellular component: elongin complex. Gene Ontology annotation, molecular function: protein-macromolecule adaptor activity. The record is from RefSeq and is a predicted model, not a curated record.
UUCAUUUUUUCCUUUUCACAUAACCUGCAACACUGCACACUUUCAUCCAGAGAAUCGGACGUCAAUUUCUAGUACAUAGUUUAUUGUUUGUGGAGAGUAAUUUUUAAUUUUCAACCUCAGGGUCUCGUCGGGAGUCUGAUCUCCAGAAAUAUCCGACUCGUGAAAAUUCUUUAACCGGCAGACUUAGAAUCCGGGUAGAAAGUCAAUUUCGUGGGAAGGAUGUCGGGCGACAACUUGGACGAGAAGAAGAUGAACGUCCAAGAAGAGGAAGAAGCCUUGGUCGAAGAAGAAGAAGAUACUAGGGUAAGGGAAGUUGAUGAUGAAGAGGCGCCCACGGAGGCCAGUACGUCGCAACUCACCCGGUCUGAGAACGCUGAAGAAACUUCGACGACGAUAUCCCAAGAAGUCUAUAGACGGCGGGAGCCGUUGAGAGAAGAUUCAUACUCAACCAGCUCGUCCAGCUCAAAAAAGAAAUCAGAAGAGGUAUCAUCAUCGGAAGAUGAAAAGGUAUACGGAGGAUGCCAGGGCCCAGAGGCAAUGUACGUCAAACUAAUUUCAUCAGACGGCCAUGAGUUUAUCGUAAAGCGUGACCAUGCACUCACAUCUGGGACAAUCAAGGCAAUGAUGUCAGGCCCGGGUCAAUUCUCGGAAAAUGAAACUAAUCAAAUUCACUUUAGGGAAAUACCGUCUCACGUUCUGCAGAAGGUAUGCAUGUAUUUCACGUAUAAGGUGCGCUAUACAAACAGCUCGACAGAGAUCCCGGAAUUCCCAAUCGCACCGCAGGUCGCUCUUGAACUCCUUAUGGCCGCAAAUUUCUUAGACUGUUGAAAUUUUUUUUUUACCAUAUGAAUCUUUUGUAUAUUUCGAAUGUAUGAGUUGAAUAAAUUUUGGUAAUCCCUGAAUUAAAUAAGUAUCGCCCGGGG